UGUGAGUGUAUCGUCUGCGUCGUCUGAUUCUGAUGUCGUGUCAAUUGAAUUGAACAGGUUUGAGGUUGAUCAUGGGAUGAUUAUGAGGAACGGUUGAUCUUGUACAUACACAAUCAAAAUAAUAAAAAUGUCUUCAGAUUCGAAUGUCAAUAAAGCUAAAUAUAUUUACGAAAUGGACUACUUGGUUCGAAUGGAUUUAUGCAAAAUUUUAAACCAAAAUGGUAAAUGGGAAGAAUUAGCAGGAUCCCAACGGAUGCAAUUUGAUUACGACACCAUUCAGAAACUUCGAAAUGAGAAGAAUCCCACAGACGAACUGUUGACAAUGUGGAGUCAAUUUAACCACUCAAUUGCUGAACUCUUUGUUCUUUUAUCAAGAAUGCAUCACUAUCAAGCAAUGCAGGUUUUAAAGCAUUUGGUGGAUCCGAAACUCCAUAUACUUAUAGACAAGGGAGAAGGAAACCUGCAAAGGGUGACUCGCAAAGACAGAGAACUGGGCAUAGACACGAAAAAUUUCAACAAAGCUAUACCAGUUCAGCCCGUUAUUCCAAAGAUUGUACCUGAAGUGUGUAUCAUCAAAGAAUCUUGUAAAAUAUUGAAUCAACCAAAAAAGUUUGCAAAUCCAUUUCCUCCUCCGAGCAAUUCAAACAAUCUAUUUCCCGAAUCACCAAUUGCGUUUCCACCUUCCAAUGCUCUACGAAAUCUGCCCGGAGAAAUCAGAGAAGCGAAUUUACCUGUUGUCCAGUUUGAAGAACUUAAACUUGCAACUGAUAAUUGGGACCAACGAAAAAUUUUAGGGAAAGGAGGAUAUGGAGUCGUUUACAGAGGCAAUUGGAAGAAUACUGACGUUGCAAUAAAGAAAAUAGAACGUCGUGCUGGAAGAUCUGACGAAAACUAUGAAACCCAGUUACAACAGUCACUUCAGGAAAUUAAGAUUUUAAACUCUCAUCCUCAUGAUAAUAUUUUAGCAUUAUAUGCUUAUAGUAUAAAUGGGGAUGCACCUUGCCUCGUUUAUCAAUUCAUCCUGAAUGGAUCUUUAGAAGAUAGACUUUUGCUAAAGCAUAAAACGAAACCACUUUCUUAUGAACAACGCUACAAUAUCGCCAAGGGUACCGCGCGAGGUCUGCAAUAUUUACACACUAUCGGCGAUAAACCAUUGAUUCACGGGGAUAUCAAAAGCGCAAAUAUUCUACUAGACAAAAAUUUUGAUCCGAAAAUCGGAGACUUUGGCUUAGCGCGAGAAGGACCUGAAACUGAUUCGAUGAAAGUCAGCAAGAUUUACGGAACGAGACCAUACCUACCUGAAGAUUUCAUUGAUGGGAAAAAUCUUUCUACGAAAGUCGAUACAUACAGUUAUGGAAUUGUACUUUUCGAGUUAGCAACUGGGAAACUAGCUCACGACAAUAGUAGGCCGAAAUGGAAGCUUUUGAAAGAUUUAAUUGAUAAUUGGGGCGAUCAAGAUUUCGGGAUUUUAAUGGAUAAGAAAGCAGGAUUUGAUUAUAGAGUUUUUGAUAAUUUUAUUCGUUUAGGGAAAUUGUGUUCCCAAAAAUUAGCGAAAGAUAGACCUGAAAUGGAACAAGUUUAUAAAAAGCUGUGUGAAUUCAAAAUGCAAUAUUUUGCUUUACCCACUGGGAUUUUUUAACUGCGGUUGAAUACGAGUGCUGUAUUUUAUGCUUGAGAAAAUGUUAAUAAUCAAGAUGUUAGCUAGAGAUGACAAGUUUGGUUAUUUAUUCAAGUAAACGUGGAAACUAACGACAAUUGUGAUAUCAUGUUUAUUUCUAAAUAAUUUAAAAGUAUUUUUAAUGCUUCUGCUGUGAAGUUUUCUCAGUGGUAAAGUGGAAAACACCAGGGAAUAUUUUUUUACGACUGUUAUUGUAUUGCGUGAUUGAUAUACUAAUACAAAAUAAUUAUUGUGAAUACGUAACGUUGUUUGUUGUUUUACAGUUACUACCUGAGAGAUUAUUUUUUAAUUUGUAUUCCUAAUUAUAUAUUUUAUAUUAUAUUAAUGUAAAAAUCUUGUAAAACUCAAUAUUUUGGUAAGAAAUUUAUCAAGUACUUUUCUUUGAAUUGUAGCCUCAAGGAGUGAUAUUUUUUCCUUUUGAAAUAUAUAUAGCAAUCAUGAAAUACAAACUUA
Molecule: messenger RNA, 2131 nt
Organism: Belonocnema kinseyi
Lineage: Eukaryota; Metazoa; Arthropoda; Insecta; Hymenoptera; Cynipidae
Gene: pll
Product: serine/threonine-protein kinase pelle
Exons: 3
Coding region: 128-1639 (503 amino acids)
Biological process (GO): signal transduction; protein phosphorylation
Molecular function (GO): protein binding; protein kinase activity; ATP binding
Source: RefSeq, a predicted model, not a curated record